Messenger RNA from Pistacia vera, 396 nucleotides. RefSeq lists its product as uncharacterized. NCBI's taxonomy places the organism in Eukaryota, Viridiplantae, Streptophyta, Magnoliopsida, Sapindales, Anacardiaceae. The record is from RefSeq and is a predicted model, not a curated record. Bases 1 to 396 code for a protein of 131 amino acids. The transcript is spliced from 4 exons.
AUGGAGACGGAAGUUAAGAGGAAACGCAUGAAAUCAACCAUGGAAGAGAAGGAAGUGGAGGCAGGAGGUGAAUUAGGUUUGGAGACUGUAGAGAAAGAAGAAACUGAGACAAACGUUGUGGGAUCUGAAGAGAUGGAACUCAAUAUCAGUAACAUUCUUGAAAAGAUUGAUCGCUUCACCGAGAUGGUAUCUGAGGUACUAGAAUCAGGGAAGACAAUGUUCAAGGAACUCAGUAAUGAUUUUGAAGAGAAGAUGAUUAUGAUACACAAGGAACAAAUGGAGAAAUGGCAAGAGGAGAUCAAAGAAUUGCGGUUGCUUGAUGCCUCAAAUGAGGAGGCAAGUGCUAUCCUACAUAAUGCUCGUUUUCUACUUCAGAAUCCUCACACUGAUUCUUGA